Molecule: messenger RNA, 1002 nt
Organism: Penicillium waksmanii
Lineage: Eukaryota; Fungi; Ascomycota; Eurotiomycetes; Eurotiales; Aspergillaceae
Exons: 2
Coding region: 1-1002 (333 amino acids)
Source: RefSeq, a predicted model, not a curated record
AUGUCGAUACUGGCACUCUAUCUCCGCCUGUUUCCGAACAAGAGUCUCCGCAUUUCUGUCUUCACCUGUAUGGGCUUCUUGUCUGUAUCCGUUCUCAUCCUAAUCCCCAUGGUUAUCUGGCAAUGUAACCCUAUCUACGCAUCGUGGCAGCUAGAUGCAAGGAACCACGCUCGUUGUCUGAGCAUCUCUGGAGUUGCAUAUGCCAACGCAGCCAUCAAUAUUGCGACAGAGCUUACAAUUGUGGCUAUACCGCUUCCUGUACUGAGAAAACUGCAGGUCAAGCGCGGGAAGGCAAUAUCGCUGUAUGUAUUGUUUGGCGCGGGCCUACUCGUUAUUGGCAUUGCUUCAGCUCGUGUUAUGAGUCUUAAAAACAUUGCCACUCUUAAUGAUCCUACCUAUACGAAUGUCCCCGUUACUCUAUGGACAUGUGCGGAGUCUGCAGUUGUGCACAUUUGCGCCACUGCUCCUGCAAUCCGAUAUCUCUUCACUAGGGCAAUACAACUCCUACGCGGAUUGGGAACAGGAAGAACUAGUAAACCCACUACCUGGGGGUUUAAGCCUAGUGGCAGACAAGGUGGUUCUGCCAACAUUGGUUUACCGACGUCUAGUUCCUUAACACAACUGAGGCAUACGGAGGAUAUCGCGAAGAUGACCAGUUCCUGUGGUAUGUCUUCCUGUGCGUGGCAUAAUUAUGAGGAGCCAAACGCGGCAAGUGCUCGAAAUAUCGAAGACGUGGCGCUGAUGAUAACGGCCACUCCCAAAGAUGAAGAGCAGCAGACGGACUUUGCAUUAAAGCCACUACCGCGGCCGCCGAGAAGUCACUUGAGCUCAUCUUCCCGCUAUUCUGAAGGAGAAUUCCGUGAUAUGGACAUCGAUGGUGAUCAGGUAACCAUAAUGAAGCUGGCUGGAGAAGAUUGUGAGAGAUUGUGCUCGCUAGGGAAUUGUACAUGCGCACAAAGAGCCGGUUUUGGGCGACAGGGCCGAUGGUUUCUCGACGUUUGA